AUGGCCAGUGCCACUGCCCCCAAAACGUCCUGGGCGGACGAUGUCGAUGAACUUGAGCAACCUAAAGUCGAGGACUUUGUGGAUGAGAAUGGUGUUCGCACAACAAUUGAGUAUGUCAUCAAUGAUGAGGGCAAGAAGGUGAAGGUCACCCGUAAAACCAAGCGCGUCUUGCAGAAGGCUGUGGUGGAUCACUCGGUUGCUGAGCGGAAGAUGUGGUCGAAGUUUGGGCAGGAGAAGGGGAACAAACCUGGUCCUGAUCGGGCUACCACUACCGUUGGCGAGGAGCUUUUGCUCAAGCUGAGUCCAGGGAACAAGGCUGCAGCGCAAGAACAGACCCCGGAGCAGACGGUGAAAGCGACCUUGGCGAAGAGUGGUGCCGGGAAGGUCGUGUGUAGGUUGUGUAAGGGCGAUCACUUUACGGCGAAGUGUCCCUACAAGGAUUCGCUUCCUGGUCUGGAGGGCACCGAGACCCCACCAUUUGGACUGGACGAGAACGCACCCCCAGCCGAAUCCGCGGCCGCCCCUGCUGCUUCGACUGGUGGCAAAUAUGUCCCCCCGUCCAUGCGCGGAGGUGUCCGUGGCCCGGGAGAAUCUAUGGGACGCCCAGGUGGAAACCGCGACGAUCUACCUACGCUUCGCGUCACCAACAUCUCUGAGGACACCCAAGAGAACGACCUUCGCGAUCUCUUUGGGACCUUCGGGCGCGUGGCUCGUGUCUACGUUGGUCGUGACCGCGAGACAGGAGCGGGCAAAGGCUUCGCGUUCGUCAGCUUCGAGGAGAAGGCCGUCGCUCAGCGCGCGAUGGAGAAGCUGCACGGCCGCGGCUACGAUAACCUCAUCUUGAACAUCCAGUGGUCACAACCGAGAGAGCAGCGGUGA
Epithele typhae is the source of this 879-nucleotide messenger RNA. RefSeq names its product translation initiation factor 3, RNA-binding subunit. Gene Ontology annotation, molecular function: translation initiation factor activity; RNA binding. Gene Ontology annotation, cellular component: cytoplasm; eukaryotic translation initiation factor 3 complex. The transcript has 7 exons. Lineage: Eukaryota; Fungi; Basidiomycota; Agaricomycetes; Polyporales; Epitheliaceae. The record is from RefSeq and is a predicted model, not a curated record. The coding region runs from base 1 to 879 and encodes 292 amino acids.